UGUUACUGGUCUGUGAUUGCCUUCUCCCCAUCUGCCAAAUUGCUCUAUCCGUGAUAACCAAAGAUUUGUUAAAAAAGGUUUUGGUGACUGGUUCAUAGCAUUGACAAAGAUUUAAAGCAAUAAAAUGGAUGAAGACUUGAUAUUUGAUCCGUCUUUAAAAAAGAAAAAGAAGAAGAAGACUGGAUUUGACAUAGACGCUGCGCUUGCUGGAGAGCAAGGUGAAACCACGAGUACCGAAGCGCCUGCCGAGUCCGGUGACGUCGACGUACCAGAGGACGACAACCUCGACUUAGACAAUUUUGGUAAAAAGAAGAAGAAGAAAAAGAAGACCUUCUUCAAUUUAGAUGAGUUAGAAAAUGCGUUGCCUGAGACGAAGGAUGAAAAACCGCCUGCCGAAGAACCCGAGCAGCAAGAAGAAGAAAUGGUCGAUGACUUAGAUUUGGAUAUAGAUUUCAGUAGAAAGAAGAAAAAAAAGAAGAAAACCAUAGAUGAACUGGUCAUGGAGGACGAUCUUAAGGGCGAAGAUCAAGAGAAAGAGGAUGAUAUGCAUGGUGACUGGAUCGGCAGCGAUCGCGACUACUCAUACGAUGAACUUCUCGAGCGUGUGUUUGACAUUAUGAGGGAGAAAAAUCCCAGCAUGGUGUCAGGCAAGAAACAAAAAUUCAUUAUGAGGCCACCCCAAGUGGUAAGAAUUGGUACGAAGAAAACAUCUUUUGCAAACUUCACUGAAAUAUGCAAAACACUUCACCGGCAACCUAAACAUUUAUUAGACUUUUUGCUGGCCGAAUUGGGUACAAGCGGCUCUGUUGACGGUAAUAGUCAGCUCAUCAUUAAGGGACGUUUCCAACAGAAACAAAUAGAAAACGUUUUGAGAAGAUACAUCAAAGAAUAUGUAACUUGUCACACCUGCAGAUCCCCUGAUACAAUUUUGCAAAAGGACACCCGGUUAUUCUUCCUUCAAUGUGAGACAUGUGGAUCUCGUUGCUCAGUGGCCAGUAUUAAAUCUGGUUUCCAGGCUGUCACUGGAAAACGAGCCGCUAUGCGUGCAAAGACUGCAUAGAUUAGUGUUUAGUGAUAUUCAAUUUUACAAAUCGAGGAUGUGGGGUACAUGCAGGAAAUUUGCCAUUCUUUGUGGAUCAUGCAUAAUAGAUUUUGUAAUAUAUAGUUUACAUUACAGAUUUUUUCAGCUGUUAAUCAGGUGAUGCUGAAAUUUUCCUAAAUGUUGUGCUUGGGAUACAAGUUUACUUGUAUUUAUUGUUUGAUAUUUCGGUUAUGAAUCACGCAAAAGGAUUCUAGGAUUGAAUAUGUAAUAUACUCAGUUGAUAUACAUAUAUUACUGUUAAUUUAGGUUAUAAAAGAUAGAGUAUAUUAUACUUUUAACAUCCUUUAUUUUUAUUACCCUAUUAGUGCUCAAAUUACUAUGUGGCUGGACUAACAUGAAGUAGAAAUUCUGGAUGUACCCUAAAAUAACCCCUAUAUUUAUGUAUAGCUCACUAAUGUAAUAUUCUCAUUGAUACACAAUGUUUUUAA
Molecule: messenger RNA, 1530 nt
Organism: Pararge aegeria (speckled wood butterfly)
Lineage: Eukaryota; Metazoa; Arthropoda; Insecta; Lepidoptera; Nymphalidae
Gene: eIF2beta
Product: eukaryotic translation initiation factor 2 subunit 2
Exons: 1
Coding region: 125-1060 (311 amino acids)
Biological process (GO): translational initiation; formation of cytoplasmic translation initiation complex; formation of translation preinitiation complex
Cellular component (GO): eukaryotic translation initiation factor 2 complex
Molecular function (GO): translation initiation factor activity; mRNA binding; translation initiation factor binding
Source: RefSeq, a predicted model, not a curated record